Molecule: messenger RNA, 708 nt
Organism: Owenia fusiformis
Lineage: Eukaryota; Metazoa; Annelida; Polychaeta; Sabellida; Oweniidae
Source: the annotation of a GenBank genome assembly
AGGCACACCUAUAAGGAGAACAUCUAAUUCCAGUCCAGGUUCACCACUUGUAGAGGCCUUAAACUUAGAUUUCGUAGAUCCUAUACAGUCGCUAGGAAAGGAAGUUGAAUUAGAUAACUCCCAAUUGCAACUCCUGGCAACAUCAUGUCCGACUCUUAAUGACCAACAGCUGAAUGUUACAUCUGCCACACAGACUGAUGAUCUGACAAACGGAAAUACUCUUCCACCUUACGGGAUUUAUCAUCGAGCUCAAGAUUGGGACCUCUCUAAUAGUUCUAGCGCUAGUGGAGUGUUAGAUAUAGAGGGCAGCACUGAAGCUAGCCCACGUCGGCAUCGCGGAGAUCAUAGCCUCAAACCCAAAGAUUAUAGUCUCAGAUCAAAAGACAAAAGUCGGAGAUCCCAUAAGCGGAAGCUGCAGCGUGCACGAUAUGUGGAGUGUACCGAUUACCAGGGAAAUGUGAUACAUAGAGAACUCAGUAGUGAACGCAGGUCCAGUUUUAAAACUGCUAUAGAGAAGGGACAAUCUCAAGAGUCUAGUUUCUCUGUGUCAUUAGACACCUACAGUCCUGAAUCCAGUCACCAUAGUGGGGAUAUCACCCCUGAUCCCAAAGAAACCUUUCACUGUGUAUCAGACCCAACCAUAGUUGAUGCUAACCCUGACACUGUAGACCAAUCACAAGCCUGGCAGAUCACAAAUGAAGACAAUUC